Messenger RNA from Suillus bovinus, 480 nucleotides. RefSeq lists its product as uncharacterized. The annotation marks the transcript as partial. The record is from RefSeq and is a predicted model, not a curated record. The transcript has 2 exons. NCBI's taxonomy places the organism in Eukaryota, Fungi, Basidiomycota, Agaricomycetes, Boletales, Suillaceae.
UGCAAGGGUGAAGAACCAUUACUUUACCGCUGCUGGGAUUGCUUUGAGGCAGAAAUGGUGUGUCGUUCAUGUAUGCUUCAACAGCAUGUACAUAAUCCACUCCAUAGAGUCGAGUGGCACAUUUUUGUGCAAGCCUCUCUGAAGCUGCUUGGCUUGUGUGUCCAGUUGGGCCACAAUCUAGGAGAGAAGUGUUACAAUCCUGAGUGUGCUGCUGGCGAUGAUUUUGUUGUUAUAGAUGUCCAUGGUAUUCAUGAAAUCGGCCUGGAUAUUUGUGGCUGUGAGACGGCCCAAAUCCAUUACAAGCAGCUUAUUCGUGCACAAUGGUUUCCAGCUACAGCAAUAAGUCCUCAUACUGCUGCCACAUUUGCACCCAUGGAGUUCUUUCACCUACUUACAUUUGAAUCAAAGGUCUCUGCAUACGAGUUGUAUCAUAGUAUUGCUAGACAGACAGAUAAUACUGGUAUCACACCAAUUAUGGUG